Molecule: messenger RNA, 1268 nt
Organism: Microtus ochrogaster (prairie vole)
Lineage: Eukaryota; Metazoa; Chordata; Mammalia; Rodentia; Cricetidae
Product: small ribosomal subunit protein uS12-like
Biological process (GO): translation
Cellular component (GO): ribosome; small ribosomal subunit
Molecular function (GO): structural constituent of ribosome
Source: RefSeq, a predicted model, not a curated record
UUUAUGUUAAAUUAAGUGCCUUAAGAAUUGUUACAAUCAGUUAUGUGAGGUUAGUUAAGAAAAAGCUCAGAAAGUGUUGUAGUAUUAAGAAUUAGGAGCUCUCGGGCCCAUGGCGUCGGCAAGAUGGGCAAAUGUCAUGGUCUCCGUACUGCCAGGAAGCUCCGCAGCCACCGCCAGGACCAGAAGUGGCAUAACAAACAAUACAAGAAAGCUCACUUGGGCACAGCCCUGAAAGCCAAUCCUUUUGGAGGUGCCUCUCAUGCCAAGGGAAUCGUGCUGGAAAAAGUAGGAGUUGAAGCCAAUCAGUCAAAUUCUGCUAUCAGAAAAUGUUGUGUCAGGGUGCAGCUCAUCAAGAACAGCAAGAAGAUCACAGCUUUCGUCCCCAAUGAUGGUUGCUUGAACUUGAUUGAAGAAAACGAUGAAGUUCUGGUUGCUGGAUUUGGUCGAAAGGGUCAUGCUGUAGGUGAUGUUCCUGGAGUCUGCUUUAAGGUUGUUAAAGUCUCCAAUGUGUCCCUUUUGGCCCUGUACAAAGGCAAGAAGGAAAGAUCAAGAUCCUAAAUUUUGACAGUGGAAGCACAGUAAUAAAUUUUCCUAUUCUGAGAAAAAAAAAAGAAUUAGGAGCUGGGCGAUGGUGGAACAUACCUUUAAUUUCCACUUGGGAGGGAGAGGCAGGUGGAUCUCUGAGUUAAGGCUAGCCAGGUCUACAAAGCAAGUUUCAGGAUAGCUAGGUCUGUUAUACAGAGAAACCCUGUCUCAAAAAACCAAAGCCAAAAGAAAAAAGGUAUGUAUAAAAUAUUGGAGAUGACAAUAUGAAAUUAAUUUUUGGUGGUCUUUGGCUUAACAGAAAAUGUUAAAAGAAUCAUGGCUCUUUAAAAAAAUUUAAACACAAAAUGAUAUUUUACUUGAGAGACGUUUUAAUAUUUGUUUCUAAUGUUUUUUUACAUAUGGUUAUAUUUUUAUUAGUGUAUAAUGACUAUCUUAGAUUUUGCUUCAUAAUACAAUGAAUGAAUUUUGAUAUAUGUGAGUAAGUAGUAGUUUAGCCAAUAACCUAUUUUACUAUUUUAUUUAGGGUGGGUUUUACCUAGCUUGUUCAAAACUCUUAUCUAGCAACUAGAGAAGUAUUCAUACACAUCUAAUCAGAGUAGCGACUCCAUUGAGUGAAUGCCUAUGUCAUAAUUAGUUAAGCUAAAUAAUGUUGGUAAAGAAAAAAAAUGUUAUUGAUUAGUUGCUUCUUGGAGUAGUUUUUCUAAUGUCUUUAUGCAAAAAAA